Messenger RNA from Mucor velutinosus, 1848 nucleotides. RefSeq lists its product as uncharacterized. NCBI's taxonomy places the organism in Eukaryota, Fungi, Mucoromycota, Mucoromycetes, Mucorales, Mucoraceae. The transcript is spliced from 2 exons. The record is from RefSeq and is a predicted model, not a curated record. Bases 1 to 1848 code for a protein of 615 amino acids.
AUGAAGACAAGAGUUAUUCUAUUUAUACUAAGUUCUGAAUGUCAAACUGGUACAUUUGUUGCGGUGAAACUCGACAGCUCUCUGUCUGCUCAAGAAAAGUGGGAUCUUAUUAAAAAGAAGGCCAAACAGGUUACUAUUCAGUUCACCAUAACACACGAUCAUUGGAGGAAGGCUAGAAUCAAGACACUGCAAAGUGAAAGGAACAAUUUGAUACGACGCUACAGACAUGACACUACUUGCUUGAGGCUACUGUUGCAGGAUGUGGAGAGCGAGCUAGCCAAGUUGCAACAAGAAAUCGUGGAUAUUCAGCUUCUUAAGGCCGGAAAACGAUGGCUUGAAAAUAGUGAAAAGUCGCCUGGAUACUACAUAAAGCAGACCAGUAAACAACGCCUUGAUCAGCGAACCAUCCCCAACUUGAAGCACCACCACCCUCGUACUGGGGUCGGCUAUCUCGACAACACUGCCUCUAAGCUGAACGCCGCAGAACGAUUCUACCAGAAACUGUACACCGAAGAACGGAUAGACUCUACCUGCCUGAACAAAAUGCUGAACUACAUCGACAUCACUCUGUCAGCCGACGAUGCCAGCCAGAUCACCGCAUUAAUAGACGACGACGACAUUCUGCUAGGGUCUGCUCGAACUCCCAAAGAAAGCAGCCCAGGAUUAGAUGGUAUUGGGUAUGAAAUCUUAUAUCUCAUUAUAUCUCACCCUAGCUGCCGAGAUCUCGUGCACCAGGUAUUCAAUAACGCUAUCCAGCACGCCAAGUUCCCCAAAUCAUGGCAGGAAUCUUGUAUCAUCCUUCUGUUUAAGAAAGGGGACCGGAGCGAUCUCGCCAAUUAUCGCCCCAUCACAUUGAUUGCGGUCGACUGCAAAGUCUUUACUUGUAUUAUGAACUCUCGUGUCAUACCAGUAGCCAACAAACUCAUCAACCCGUAUCAAUGCGGCUUCUUGUCAGGUCGAUAUAUCGGUGAUCACGGCAUGUCUCUCAAAGUAAUUAUGGAUAACGCUUCAUCCGCCAGCUGGCGAAAUGCAACCAACUUUGUCGAAUACACUGGAAUCAUGCUGGACAACGCCAAAGCAUAUGACAGAGUCCACCCCCAGUAUCUCUCACAAAUACUGCGGAAGUUUGGAUUUCCACCACAAUUCGUCGCCUGCAUCCUCAAUCUGUUUUUCGAUAACUCCAUCCAUGUCAACAUCAACGGUUUUCUGACGAAAUCUGCCGCACAACAACGAGGCAUUCGGCAAGGUGAUAGCAUCUCACCUGUCCUAUUCAAUCUAGCUAUCGAACCGUUCCUAUUAUCCAUCAUCAACAACCCUGCAAUCUUAAGCUAUAGUCUUCAUCACACCAAACUACCCGAAAAUGUGCAGAUCCCGUGGGUGUCUCCUGCUCCCGUCAAGGUCUUAGUAGCUUAUGCGGAUGAUGCUCUCACGUAUGUUGUAAAAUCUCAUUCAGAACUAAUUGAAUUCCAAAGAAGACUUAAGACGUACAACAGGGCCUCCAAUGCCAAGAUUAACUAUGACAAGUCAGUAGCAUUUCCCUUGCACGGCGGUAGCAUGAAAGGCUCUGAAGGCCUCAGAGUCCAAGAUCACAUCAUCAACCGGCUCAAGAUGAAAUGGUAUGACAGCCACUCUCCCGGGUAUAUCAAAUAUCUGGGGUACCCCAUCUGGUUCUCCAACCAUCAACGUGAUGUAUAUGUGCCUGAACUCCUUGGUAAAGUCAAAGCGGCGGUGGCGAUAUAUAGCCAACGGAAUGUGUCUCUGUACGGUAAAGCCAACAUCGCCAACAAAAUGAUUCUAUCAAAAUUAUGGCACGUCAUUCGCUACCUCUGGAUGUCUCGAAGCAACUGA